This is a messenger RNA of Monodelphis domestica (gray short-tailed opossum), 5075 nucleotides long. The record is from RefSeq and is a predicted model, not a curated record. NCBI's taxonomy places the organism in Eukaryota, Metazoa, Chordata, Mammalia, Didelphimorphia, Didelphidae.
UUAGAAGUGUGAAUUUCAAAACUACUCAACCCUGUUCAAACCAUUCUUUAGAGGAUGGGAUUUGGCUAUUUCCUGAUCAGUAACAAUAGAGAUACUUGGAAUGACAGAAUCAGGUCUUGGAAACUACAAUCUCCACCCUACUCAGGGUAACAGGAUUUAGGAAGGGCUGCAGCAAAGCUCAAGAUUUAAUUAUUUGAGAAUAUGGCCUUCAACAGACUUGUGCAAAGGGGACAGACCUCUGGACAGUCCUGGGUGAAGCUAGAGCCACCAUUGGCACAGCGAAACACCAAAAUUCCAGUCAGAAACAAGCGCUAGGAGGCAGUGGCUCAUCCAGGUCUGCAGACUCUGCUCACCUAGAGUUAAGAUGGAAGGGCACACGUCUAGGAUUGGAAAACUACAAAUCCCAGCGGGCACCGAGAGCGACCUUUACCCGAGAUGCCGCCCAGAUUCGGAGCUCUGCGAUUGGUCAGCGAUCGGCCUACUGUAUUGCCGGCUCUCGUCUCCGGCGUAGUCGGCGGAGAGUCCCCUCUGGUCCUGCCCAAGUACCGGGCUGCAGCGAAGGGAAAACACUGAAGGCAGGAGACCCGGUGGACAAGAUGGAUCUGCGAAAUGCGGACAGCGCCUUGGGAGAAAUUGGGUUCUGGGUGGACAGGACACCUGUUCAUGAGGCUGCCCAACAGGGUGAAACCUUGCAGCUACAACAACUGAUUGAGAAUGGUGCUUGUGUCAACUUGGUCACCGUGGACUCCAUCACCCCUCUUCACGAGGCUAGCCUUCAGGGUCAGACACAAUGUGUGAAACUUCUGCUGGCUGCUGGAGCCCAGGUAGAUGCUCGGAACAUUGAUGGCAGUACCCCCCUUUGUGAUGCCUGUGCCUCGGGCAGCAUUGAAUGUGUGAAGCUGCUGCUCUCUCAUGGGGCAAAGGUCAACCCACCACUGUAUACUGCAUCCCCGCUACAUGAAGCCUGCAUGAGUGGAAGUUCUGAAUGUGUGCGGCUUCUCAUUGAUGUUGGGGCUAAUCUAGAAGCCCAUGAUUGUCAUUUUGGUACUCCACUGCAUGUGGCCUGUGCAAGGGAGCAUCUGGAUUGUGUGAAAGUGCUGCUUAAUGCAGGAGCCAAUGUGAAUGCAGCAAAAUUGCAUGAGACAGCACUUCAUCAUGCAGCCAAAGUAAAGAAUGUAGACUUGAUUGAGAUGCUAGUUGAGUUUGGAGGCAACAUUUAUGCCCGGGACAAUCGAGGAAAGAAGCCUUCUGACUAUACUUGGAGCAGCAGCGCCUCUGCUAAAUGCUUUGAAUAUUAUGAAAAGACACCUCUGAGCUUGUCACAGCUUUGCCGAGUAAGCUUGAGGAAGGCUACUGGUGUCAGAGGACUUGAGAAAAUUGCCAAGCUGAAUAUUCCUCCCAGGCUAAUCAAUUACCUCUCAUACAAUUAAGACAAAGACUCAGAAGACAGACAUGGUCUUGGGAUUUCAUCCUGUGUUGCUACAAUUAUUUUCCCCAACAUCUGGCAGGGGAAAAUGACUUCAGUGUCUGUAGUGGUAUUUAUGUCAUUUACAGAACAUUUCCAUUUGUCCUUCUCUCCCUGUUCUAUCAGAGAAGUUAUUUCAAGCAUAAUAAGAAAACACUAAUUCUUAGUUCUUUAUCGUAGACAUGCUUCUGAGGUAGUGCAUACUGGAAUUUAUAUCCUAACUUUGUCACUGCCACGUCUCCGAGGUAGUAGGUGGAAAGGAAGUUGCUCGAGUCUGGGUUUCUUUAUUUGACAGCCUUCCUCAGAGUGACUCAGGGAAAUGGCUGUUGUGGACCCCUCUGUGGACACUCCUGAGCUUCUAUGUCUUUCCUGAAUCCAGUGGGAGCUCACGAUGAUGUUUGGUCCCUUAGUGGAACUGAUUCCAUUUCACACUGAACUUCGUUGGGAUUAUAUGUUUCUAGGUGAGGAUGGAUUAUGGUUCAAAGGCUUGGGAAAACUUAAGGGCAAUCCCUUUCUAUCACUGACAGCAAGACCCUUGAAUAACUGCUCUAUAAAUGCUCUUUAUUUGCAUAAUGCCCUGUUUGGCAUUGUAACAAGGUACAGAAAAGCCCACUGAGUGAAGGGAUUUCUGUUUCUCAGGAAGCUUUUUAUGGGUCUGAGUUGUGGGGAAUGAUGGCUGCAGCCUGGUAAUAUUUGUUUUGAUUACAAGGAGUCCAGUGCACUACUGGUUUAUUUCGAGAUGGAAAGCCUAUUUAUCUACACGGGGGAGAGAGGAACCAUUGCUAUAUAAUUGUUAAAAAUUUAGUUUUUCUCAAGGUGGUUCCCUACAUCAUGAGUAAAGUUAGAAACUUCUUAUUUCAGUCUUAAAAGCCUAGUUAGUUCACUAUUAGAAGAAAUGGUUAUACAAUAAAUACCUUGUUGGUGUUUAGCCCCUUUCAGCUCUAAUUGAAAACUCUUCUUAAGCAAUUAAAUCUAACAUUUGCACAUAACAAAAUUUCUACUACCUUCCUCAACUCUCCUUCGCUCCCUAAUCCAGACUUCAAUAAAAGCUAUGGGUCAGUUAAGGUACAAUCUUGUAUCCCUAUAGCCUUUUUCUUCUCAUGAACCCCAAACACAAGAGGAUUCCGGGGAUAAUUCUCAGGACAUUCUUCUGAAGAGCAGUCCUCUUCCUCAUUUUUGGAAAAAGUGCAGACUGUGCAGGAUCCCACUAUUUUUGCCUCUUUUUUUUGCUCAUUUCUCUGCUACUAUAAUGCAAACUCUUAGUAUUGUAUUAGUUAACAACAUAGAAUGGAAGAAAGCAGAAUUGAUAGGAAGGAAGCUACCUGGCUGUCAGUGACUAGUGAUAUAGUGAUAUAGCUUGGAAAAAUCAUUCUACCUCUCUGAGUCUUGUUUUCCCCAACUCUAAAAUGGGUAUAAUACCUUUCUACCCUAUAUGGUCAGUAUUGUAUAGUAAUGUAUAUAAAAGUAUUUUGAAAAGUAUAAAAUAUAAUACUAGAACCAAAUAUUCGCACUACUCAUUCACACUGCUGCAGCUGACAACUCGUUAACUUCUAUUCACUUAGUGAUAUUGCUUCCAUAGAUAUUAUCCUGUUUAGCCUUCAUAACAACUCUGUGUGUGUAUGUGUAUAUAUACAUAUAUAUGUAUAUAUAAAAAAAAUAUAUAUAUAUUAGUAUUAUUCCCACUUUACAAAGGAGACUCUAAGCCCAGGGAAGUUGUUAGUUUGAGGUCACUCGCACCUAAUAUGUAACAGUAACACGAGCUUUCUACUUCGGACGCCCCUUUUUCUAACAUGGGACUCCUAUCAUCUGUUCCUUGAGUGGCAUAUCGUGAAAAGCCAUCCUGCUUCUAAAGUAGCAUGUAGAAAAUAGCACCAAAGAGCAGAGUUAAAGAAUUUCAGCAAUGGAAAGGACCUCAUAGACCAUAGAUCUAGGCCAACACAUACCUGAAUAUGAAUCCUCUCUGGAGGAAAGGUUAUAUACUUUUGAGCCAGUUUGUUAAAAAUAGCAUAAUUACAAACUGCUAUCUAGAAUGACUGAACCAAUUAGCAGUUCUAUUAACAGCGUAUUUGUGUGUUUGACUUUUCAUGCCCCCUCCAACGCUGAAUCUGGUAUUUUCUUGAAGAUGUUCAAUGAGCGGAGUCACACCACCUCCCCAGCAACAGCCCUUUCUGCUUUUGGAUAAUUCUAAUUGUUAGAAAGUUUCUCCUUAUAAUGUGCAUGACUCUUUACAAUUUUCCUCUACUGCUUUUAAAUGUACUCACUUUGGCCAAGAAGUCAUUUCUCUUCCAAAUUACAACCCUUUAUAAAUAUUUAUUUGACAGCCUCUUUUUUAUCUCCCUUAAGUCCCAGGAUCAUAAUUCAAAAGUAGGAAGGGACCUCAGUGACCAUUCUAAACCAACCCAUAUACAAAAGAAACUUCUAUAUGACAUUCCAAAAAAGUGAUCUGAAGAUCUCCAAGGAAGGGAACCCUCAGCUUCUCAAGCACAGCUCUAAUUAUUGGGAAAAUUUUCCUGACAUCAAGACUAAAUUUGCCUUUAUGCAACUUCCACCCUUUGCUCCACGUUUGGCCCUCUGAGGCCAAGUGGAACAAAUCUAAUCCCUCCUGUACAUGACAGCCCUUCAAAGUAGUCUCUCCAGGCUAAACAAACCCAGUUCCUUCAACCUAUCUUCAUAUGAUAUCCCCAAGGUGUUCCCCCUCGAAGCUGCCCUCUUCUGCACACUCUCCACCUUAUACAAUGCCUUUCUUAAACUAUUUCCCAGACUGACCACAAUACUUCGGAUAAGAUCUGAUGAGGGUACAGUUCAAAGUACUAUCUCCUCAUUUCUGGGAGCUCUGUGCCCUCAAUGAAGCAUAAGAUUACAUGAGCUUUUUGGGUUGCUGUAUCACACUGCUCACUCAUUGAACCUGUAGGCCUCGAAUGCCCCCCAAUUUUUUUCAGAACUUCUAUCUAUAUAGGAUUCCCUCAUCAUGUGAAGAUUUUUUUUCAUACCCAGAUGUAAGACUUUACAUUUAUCUCUACUGAAAUUCCUAUUUUAAGAUUCACCUCAAUGCCUUAGCCUGUCCAGAUUCUUUUGGAUCAUUUCUGUCACCCACUGUUAGCUAUCCCGUUAAUCUUUGUGUCACUCGUAUACUGCCUAUGCUUUAAUCCAAGUGAUUGAUAAAAAUGCUUAACAGCAAAGGGCAGGUUUAGAGCCCUGAGGUACUCCUCUGGAGCCUUCCUGCCACACUGAUGUGGAGGCAUUAACAGCCACUUUUCCUCUGCAUGAUAAAUGUCCCCACUGCUUUUUUAAUAGAUUUUUACAUGAUCUGAACACUGUCCUGGUAACUCUCCUCUGACCAUUUUCCAGGUUACCAAUCCCCUUCCUAAAAUGUGAUGCUUAGAAUUGAACAUGAUACUUCAGAUGUUGUCUGAUCAUGGCAUGGUAUUGUAUUCCCUUCCCCAUCUGCAUUCCCUAGGAACUCCAGCAAUCCUUCCUCUCUAUCUCUACCUCUCCAACAAAGAACUAUUAUUGCUUUGUUUUAAUGCAGCCUGAGGUUGCACUAGCUUUCUUGGCUGCCAUAUUGUGCUAUUGCUUCAUAUGGAGUAAAAAUAAAGUUUUAGAAAAUUAA